AGAGUCAACAUCCGCAGCAGCAGAGGACCCGCAGCUGCAGUCAGUGCGUCUGCGAGGUGCCGCUUAUAUUGCGGUCGUUGUGUUUGCGUUUCUCUGCGGUUAUUUGCGGAGGCCGGCUGUUGUGGUGUUUAAAAGUGGCAUGAGAGUUUGGAGCUUUUUUAUGGCGAAUGCCGCCUCAAUGGGACCCGGCUUUCAGAAGACAAACUUUUCAAUACCUGAAAGUUGACGUCGGCUGCAGCGUCAUGACGGGGCAGAGAACCAACUUAACAAAUAUUUAAAGUGGAGGAGUAGGAUACAAUUAUUUGAAGCGGACUCAGGACAGAAGCUGCUUUGUUUAUGCUUAGUUAAUUUUGUUCUUACGACUUGGUUGAGUUCCGUCAUUAAUUAUGGUGGGUGGAGGAGCUGCUGAUUUCGCCCCAUCAGCCGCUGUCAAGAUCUUUUCAGCAGGAACAGCUGGCUGUGUGGCCGACCUGGUCACGUUCCCCCUGGACACAGCCAAAGUCAGACUGCAGAUUCAAGGGGAAAACAAGGCUUUGGUUAAAGGCCAGAAGAUGCAAUACAGAGGUGUGUUCGGCACCCUUUUCACCAUGGUGAAGACAGAGGGCCCCAGGAGUCUGUACAGUGGACUGGUUGCAGGGCUGCAGAGACAGAUGAGUUUCGCCUCAGUCCGCAUCGGCCUGUACGACACCAUGAAGCAGUUCUACACCAGAGGGUCAGACAAUGCAGGAAUCGGGGCUCGGCUGCUGGCCGGCUGCACCACAGGGGCGAUGGCGGUGGCCUUUGCGCAGCCCACUGAUGUGGUGAAAAUCAGGUUCCAGGCUCAGGUCCGCCUUCCUGAGAGCGGCUCUGUGAAGAGAUACAGCAGCACGAUUGACGCCUACAGGACCAUCGGCAGACAAGAGGGCAUUAGAGGGCUCUGGAAAGGUUGUCUGCCAAAUAUAACGCGUAACGCCAUCGUAAACUGCUCCGAGCUGGUGACGUAUGACAUCAUCAAGGAGCUCAUCCUGAAGUAUGAUCUAAUGACAGACAACAUGCCGUGUCACUUCACAGCCGGCUUCGCAGCAGGUUUCUGCACCACCAUUGUAGCGUCUCCUGUGGAUGUGGUGAAAACGCGAUAUAUGAAUUCACCGCCCGGCCUGUACAGCGGUGCUUUAAACUGUGCCUUCACCAUGCUGGUGAAAGAGGGACCCACAGCUUUCUAUAAGGGAUUCAUGCCCUCAUUUCUUCGUCUGGGUUCCUGGAACAUUGUGAUGUUUAUGAGCUACGAGCAGAUUAAGAGGGCUGUCAUGAGAUUUCAACGGUACCGCGAGUCUCCGCUCUGACCUGUCUGACAGCUGGUUUGGAACUGGAUUAGGACUGUCUGUGCUUCAGAGAGACUGUGUGGUUAUGACUGCUGCUCCACUGUACAUGUUCCUCCUCAGGGAUUAAACUGCACGUGCGUCCUGUUAAGAAGCCACACUCAAAAGAAAAAACUGCAGGGAUGAUGAACUGAAUGGUGAAUGUCUUGCACACGUUAUUUGAAUACAUUUUUUUUCUAUAAUAUAUUUUAAUUGGCCUUUUUCACAGAAGAAAAGCAUAGGUUUAAAAAAGAAAAAUCUUGGCUGAACUGCAUUCAGCUUCUUCUGUUUCAGGGCCCUGCUGACUUGCUGUCACACUCUCCUGCUUUACUUGGACACUUAAAUAGAACUGAGCCAUUGUUAAUGUUAUUAGUAACACAUUUCCUACAGUUACAAGUCAAAAUGUCAGCUAAGAAAAAGGCCAAUUUACAGAGUAAAGUCUGGUGUAGACGGGAACACAGCAGGUCCAGGAGCCUUAACAUCUGUGAAUUACUGUAAAUUGGGUAUCACUGGAAAACUGAGACUCCUGUGGAUUCAAUGAGCCCAACCUUAUUCAUGUGUGAUGAUGUCAGUCCCUAUAGUAGCCAUUUCUUUGUAGUGAGAGCAUUAUUAUUUUUUAAACUUGACCUCAUCAUAUAAAAUAACCUGUUGUGACCUCCAGGAUAAUCACAGCCUCAUCAAGCUUUACAACCACAAAGAAGAGACUUGGAGCAUUCAGAUGGUUUCCUAGGUUUUUUGACAAUAAGGGGGAUUCUUAACUGAACAGUAGAUCUCACCAUCCAAUUGCAGAAAAAUGCAAUUCUUGCCAAAGUUUUUUUAAUACUCAUUUUAUACACUAUGUUGUUCCUCAGGGGUGUUGGUAUCUUAAUGUGGUAUUUUGGAGGGAUUUUUGACAAUGUUUUUACCAAUUCUCAAGUAAAAAGUAAAGUAAAAAUUCUCACCAAAUCUGUGUAACAAAUUCCAUCAAACCAAAAAUUGCUGCAACAACUUAACGUAAAAAGCAUGGGAAUUAACUUCAUGUACUCGUAUUACAAUGUUCUGGGUCCUUAUACACUUUAAUCCUCUGCAAUAAAUGAAUGUUAAAUACUAUAGA
Centropristis striata (black sea bass) is the source of this 2430-nucleotide messenger RNA. Its product is annotated as dicarboxylate carrier SLC25A8-like. Lineage: Eukaryota; Metazoa; Chordata; Actinopteri; Perciformes; Serranidae. Gene Ontology annotation, biological process: response to cold; adaptive thermogenesis; mitochondrial transmembrane transport. The record is from RefSeq and is a predicted model, not a curated record. Gene Ontology annotation, molecular function: oxidative phosphorylation uncoupler activity. The coding region runs from base 387 to 1322 and encodes 311 amino acids. The transcript has 6 exons. Gene Ontology annotation, cellular component: mitochondrial membrane.